CAGGACGGGCUGCAGUGUUCCAGCUGUUAGUGCAUUCAAAGCAGGAUUCAUUAUUCAACGUUAUGGAGAAAAUACUGCUCUCCCUUCUGCUUCUUGUGAAAGGAACUGAAAUACUGGCACAGAAAGAUAUGGAUGGGAAAGUGUUCCUAUUUUACGAAGAAACAAAUAAUUCUUACGUGCACCUGAUGCCUGAGAAGAAUGGUCCCUUUAAUGCAUUCACUGUUUGUCUGAGAUUCUACACUAUUUUGGCCCGGGAAUAUUCACUGUUCUCUUUUGCUACACCAUCCAAAGAUAACGAUCUGCUCCUCUUUAUUUACCCUAAUCAACGCCAGCUUUCAUUGAGUGUGGGUAACCAAGAUUUGUACUUUGAUUUAAAAGAAGAAAAUAUAAUGCAGUGGAAAAGCAUCUGCGUGAGUUGGGAAUCCUCCACUGGUGUUGUGGUGCUUUGGGUCAAUGGAACGCCAUAUCCAAGAAAGGUGUUCCAAAAAGGCUACAGUAUCAAUGCAAACCCAAUAAUUAUGAUUGGGCAAGAACAAGAUUCAUACGGGGGUAAAUUUAACAAUAAACAAUGCUUUGUUGGAGAGAUUUCUGAUGUACAAAUGUGGGAUAGUGCUCUGAGCAGUAAAAACAUAAAUAAUAUUCUUAGUAGUAAGCUUAUAACUGGCAAUGUGGUUAACUGGAAAUCCUUAAAAUACAAUAUUUAUGGGAAAAGCAUUCUUCUGGAAGAUGUAUGUCCGGUAUAUUACAUUCCUGGGUGUCUUCAAGGUCAUGCAUAAAGGGAUUUAAAAUAAUCAGAUAUACUCAGCUGAUCUAUUUCUAUGAUUAAUCAAAUUCAUUUGAAUAAUAAUUCAAAUUAAUCUUAAAACGGAAUCUGUACAAAUUAAAAAUGACAUACAGUAUACUGUUAGAUACCUUAAUAUGUUAUGAUACGUAAUUUUAUAACUGAACAUAAUUUCAAAUGUAAUCUUGAAAAAAAAAGUAAUAUUUGGGUUAAAUGAAUGUGUAAUAUAAAUAAAUAAUAAUAAAAAAAAAUUAAAGUA
Messenger RNA from Bombina bombina (fire-bellied toad), 1040 nucleotides. RefSeq names its product C-reactive protein. The record is from RefSeq and is a predicted model, not a curated record. The transcript is spliced from 3 exons. Bases 63 to 776 code for a protein of 237 amino acids. NCBI's taxonomy places the organism in Eukaryota, Metazoa, Chordata, Amphibia, Anura, Bombinatoridae.